Messenger RNA from Mastomys coucha (southern multimammate mouse), 6236 nucleotides. RefSeq names its product transmembrane 9 superfamily member 3 (gene Tm9sf3). The transcript has 15 exons. Gene Ontology annotation, biological process: protein localization to membrane. NCBI's taxonomy places the organism in Eukaryota, Metazoa, Chordata, Mammalia, Rodentia, Muridae. Gene Ontology annotation, cellular component: membrane. The coding region runs from base 222 to 1985 and encodes 587 amino acids. The record is from RefSeq and is a predicted model, not a curated record.
GAGGACUUCCGGCGUGUGCCGGGGUGGCCGGAUGACGUGGCUGAGUCAGAGGAAGAGGCUCGGAGGCCGGGGGGCGGGGGCGGCGCGGAGCGGGCGGUGACGGCGGCGGAGGCAGCGGCUGGGCCCGGGCCCCGUGCGUCUGUCCGCGCCCGGUGGAUGCGAAUCGGCGGCGGCGGCGGAGGAGUCGGUGGGCCGGCGCCCGGCCUGUGGGAGCGCGGAGGAUGAGGCCGCUGCCGGGCGCUCCUGGCGUGGCGGCGGCCGCCGCGUUGUUGCUGCUGCUGCUGCCCCGGGCUCGGUCUGACGAGCACGAACACACGUAUCAAGAUAAAGAAGAAGUUGUUUUAUGGAUGAAUACUGUUGGGCCCUACCACAAUCGCCAAGAAACAUAUAAAUACUUUUCACUUCCAUUCUGCGUGGGGUCAAAAAAAAGUAUCAGUCAUUACCAUGAAACUUUGGGAGAAGCACUUCAAGGAGUUGAAUUAGAAUUUAGUGGCCUGGAUAUUAAAUUUAAAGAUGAUGUGAUGCCAGGUACUUACUGUGAAAUUGACUUAGAUAAAGAGAAGAGAGAUGCAUUUGUGUAUGCUAUCAAGAAUCACUAUUGGUAUCAGAUGUACAUAGAUGAUUUACCAAUAUGGGGUAUUGUUGGUGAAGCAGAUGAAAAUGGGGAAGAUUACUAUCUUUGGACCUACAAAAAACUUGAAAUAGGCUUUAAUGGAAAUCGAAUUGUUGAUGUUAAUUUAACUAGUGAAGGGAAGGUCAAACUGGUUCCAAAUACUAAAAUACAGAUGUCAUAUUCGGUAAAAUGGAAAAAAUCAGAUGUAAAAUUUGAAGAUCGAUUCGAUAAAUAUCUUGAUCCAUCCUUUUUUCAACAUAGGAUUCACUGGUUUUCAAUUUUUAAUUCCUUCAUGAUGGUGAUCUUCUUAGUGGGAUUAGUUUCAAUGAUUUUAAUGAGAACUUUAAGAAAAGAUUAUGCCCGAUAUAGUAAAGAAGAAGAAAUGGAUGACAUGGACAGAGACCUAGGAGACGAGUAUGGCUGGAAGCAGGUGCAUGGAGAUGUGUUCAGACCAUCAAGUCACCCCCUGAUAUUCUCCUCCCUCAUUGGCUCUGGAUGCCAGAUAUUUGCUGUGUCUCUCAUUGUUAUCAUUGUUGCCAUGAUAGAGGAUCUAUAUACAGAGCGGGGAUCAAUGCUCAGCACAGCCAUAUUUGUCUAUGCCGCAACAUCUCCAGUGAACGGGUACUUUGGAGGAAGUCUGUAUGCGAGACAAGGAGGAAGGCGAUGGAUAAAGCAGAUGUUUAUUGGGGCAUUCCUUAUCCCAGCUAUGGUGUGUGGCACUGCGUUCUUCAUCAACUUUAUAGCCAUCUAUUACCAUGCCUCUAGAGCCAUUCCUUUUGGAACAAUGGUGGCUGUUUGUUGCAUCUGUUUCUUUGUUAUCCUCCCUCUAAAUCUCGUUGGUACAAUACUGGGUCGAAAUCUGUCAGGUCAGCCCAACUUCCCUUGUCGUGUCAAUGCCGUGCCUCGUCCCAUCCCGGAGAAAAAAUGGUUUAUGGAGCCUGCAGUUAUUGUUUGCCUGGGAGGAAUUUUACCUUUUGGAUCAAUCUUUAUUGAAAUGUACUUCAUCUUCACGUCCUUCUGGGCAUAUAAGAUCUACUAUGUCUAUGGCUUCAUGAUGCUGGUGCUGGUCAUCCUGUGCAUUGUGACCGUCUGUGUGACUAUAGUGUGCACAUACUUCCUGCUAAAUGCAGAGGAUUAUAGGUGGCAAUGGACAAGUUUUCUCUCUGCUGCGUCAACUGCAAUCUAUGUUUACAUGUAUUCCUUUUACUACUAUUUUUUCAAAACAAAGAUGUAUGGCUUAUUUCAAACAUCAUUUUACUUUGGAUAUAUGGCGGUAUUUAGCACAGCCUUGGGGAUAAUGUGUGGAGCAAUCGGUUACAUGGGAACAAGUGCCUUUGUUCGAAAAAUCUAUACUAAUGUGAAAAUUGACUAGUCAUCUGAGACAACCUGGAACUUCGGAUCAGUUUCUCUUUCAUGAGGGUGGAACUUGCACAGAAAAGAAGAAUAAUCGCAAGAAGAGAUUUGGGCUUCACACUGGGUACUUUGUGGGUCUCUUGUGGACGGCUUCAAGGAACAUCUAUUUCCAUUGAUCCUAGGUUCUUACUGACUGCUUUCUCCAACUGUUCACAGCAGAUGCUUGGAUUUUAUGCAGUAGGCAUUACUACAAUACAUGGCUAAUCUUCCCCAAACUAGCUCAUUAAAGAUGAAAUAGACCAGCUCUCUUCAGUGAAGAGGACAAAUAGUUUAUUUAAAGCAUUUGUUCCAAUAAAGUAACUAGAGGGAAACUUGGAUGCUAAAAUUCCAUAAGUAGAAAUCUUCCUGGCACUUGGUGUUUCUAUGUUACUGAAAAAUGAUGUUCCAGAAAGAUUACUUUUUCUCUUAUUUUUACUGCCAUUGUUGAUGUGUUGUGGGACAUUUUUAUAUAUUGAACCUGGGUUCUUUUUUGACCUGUUUUGGUUGUCCCUCCAUUCAACUGCAUCUUUUUUUUUUUAACAAAAUUAAAAACUAUUAAAUUCUGCAUGGAAUAUAUCUGCUGUCAUCUUAAUCUUAGUUGGAUCAACCUCAUUUAUUUAUCUUAAAAUUAACCAGCUUUCUCAAUUCCAUCCAAAGAAGAUACAGUAUGAAAAUAGAGAUGUACUCUCUAUAAUACCAUUUACUGUACAGUUAGCAAGCAAAGUGUUAAAUGGAGAAGAUGCUUGUUUUUAUUAAACAUUUGGAGAUUUAGAUAAUUUACAUUUUAACUGAAUGUCUAAAGUGAUUAUCUUCCCUUCCCUCCCCCCAUGUUAAUCUUACAUCUUUUUUUUUUUUUUUUUUUUUUUUUUUUUUUUUUUUUUUUUUUUUUGGUUUCAAUGAAGGCUUUACAUAAGAAAUUAUUAAAAAACAAGGGGGGCAAUAAAUGUAUAUAACAUUAAUAAUGUCGUGUAGGUGUAGGUUCCUGGAUGCAUUUGGAUGUACAGAUUGACUGGAGGACUGUUUUGGGAUGAUGAUUGGUGUAGAAAUGUAUGGGUUUGGGUAGCCUUUUACAUCUUGCCUACCAUUGCAUGAAACAUUGGGGUUUCUUCAAAAUGUGUGUGUCAUACUUCUUUUGGGAGGGGGUUGUUUUCUUCUUUUAUGAAACUCCAACUGGAGCUAAAUUUGUAAUUUAGAAACAUUUAAUUUUGUUAAUCCUGUCUGGGACAUUUAAGUAACAUCUAAAGCAUUAUUGCUUUAGAAUGUUCAAAUAAAAUUUCCUGACCAAAUUGUUUUGUGACAGUAGAUGUGUUUAUAAUUUGAAGAUACCUGCUUAAAAGGCCAUAUUAUAGAAUGCCAUUUUUAAAAAAUAAAAUAAAAAGCAUACUUUUCAAAUACAAAGGACACUCAUUAAAAUCCCCAAACUCGGAACCAGGUAUGAUAGUUUAUGCCUAUAAUCCCAGCACCGGGGAGGUUAAGACGUAAGGUUUUAAUGAAUUUGAGAACUGGGCUAGAGAGUGAGUUAUUGCUGACUGGGAGUUCUGUGCUACUCUGGGAGACUCUGUUUCAAGGGGAAAAAAAGUCUGAGUGCUUGGCUACAUACAGUUAUAAAGUGUAAGUGUUUCCUUUCUAUGACGUGUCGUACGAGUGUAAUAUUCAUUGGCUGCUGUACUGUGUAGAGAGCAGAAGGGGCUGCAGUGUUAGCUCAUUAGUGCUGAGAAAUGAAGGCUGCAACAGUCACAAAUGUUUUAAUUUGCAUGUAUAGUUUCAGGAUCUUCCCAGAUUCUGAGGUUCUCCUAGAACAUUUGAGUUUCAGAUUUAGUAGUUUGCUCUGCAGAUUCCCAAAACUGUACUGUGUAUUGGUGGUUUUUAGAAAGACUCAGGUCAUCUGUGUUAAACCUUAAUGUGAAACUCAUGCGUUCAGGAUAACAUGAGUUAUUUUUAUAAAUUGAUGGGCUCUGUGUCUUAAACUGAGGCAAGUGACAUCUUUAGGGUGUGGGGUUUGGAUUCCUAGCCUUAAGUGAGCUGUAAGCAGUGUGAGUAGAGCUGUGGUCAGUCAUCUUUAACCCAGCAUCUUGGGUUCAAUGUCACCUACUAAUUGUUCUCUUUCUCGCCUGCCCUUAUGAUCUUAAACUAAAGGGCACUGUUUAGUUCAUGUAACUUUUAAACAUGUAAAGUACUUUUACUAUAAGAACACUUGGUCUACAUGCUGUGGGUGUAGCUGUGUGCUUAUCUAGCUUACACAAAGCCCAGGUUCAGGCCUCCACACUGUAAACUAGGUGUGAUAGAGCAUAUUUGAAAUCCUAGCAUUCAACAGGCAGAGGCAGGAAGGUCGGAAGUGCAGUUACCCUCGGCUAUGUAGUGUCAGGACGAUCCUGCGCUACAUAACAUUCUAUCUCUAAAACUGAAGUAACACUUUUUCUGUCUAAGUAUGUGUAGAUUGGAUAGCAAACUUUUGUCUUAAUAAAAUGUUUUUCAUGAUCAUGCAGGUUAGGUGUAGGGUUUCCAGAGAACCUGGUGGUUUCAGGUGCACCUAUUUGUUUUGCACAAAUAGGUUUAGGUUGAGCUCUGGAGUUCUUUGAAGUCUGCAAUGAAAAAUAAUUUUUAAAUGUAUUAAGACCAUUAAAAUGGAUAUAAAUUAUCUUGAAAGAUUCUUUGUAAAAUGACUUUUAUUGGUUGGUUUAUAAUUUCAUACAGGAGUGACAUAAAUGUGUGUCUUGAAGAAGAUGUAGUCUAAGUGGCUUAGCUCUCUCUAGUUCUCAGUAGAAUAGUUCAAACAAUAUUACUUAUGUUAAUUAUAAGGGGCUUUUGUACUCCAUUAGUGCUGUAUUUAGUUUAUUAAUAUCUGCUCAGUUUGUCAGCUGAUAGUUUGAAUACUAUCAAAUACUAAAAACAUACUUUAAGCAUGCUUCCUGAAAAUUAACUACAUUAGAAACUGACAUCCUAUACUGGUCUCCCAAGUACAAAAGUAGGAAAAACAGUAAGGAGCCGGCUCGAGAUGCUACAGUGAGCUAGUGUAUUGUGUAGUCUCCUGUACCACAGGGGUUUGUGGAGAAGCCCCAUGCCCUUAGAAUCACUGUAUUCGCUAUCUGUACCUCACGGCUGAUAUGCUUGUGUGUUUCUACUGACGAUGGGUGGCCCUCUUUCUAAAGGUAGUUGCAGCAUAUUCCAGUUCUUCCAAAAGUCACUUGAUUUAAGGGUUUAUCCAAAAGUUGUGCUCAUUUUGAUAUAGCAUUUGUUUCCUAAAUGUUUACUAAUCACUUUAUGCCAAAUGUCUUGCAGAUGUUAUUUUUGAACUUACUGAAUUUUUACAAAUAUAAAAAGGAAAAAAAAAUAUUAGUGUAAUUUGUUUAGGAAUAGCUACAUACCGAAGGGCUUCUAUACAUGAAUUCUAGGGGCAAAAGCCUUUUGUAGAAACCUGCACACUGCAUUUUCCAUCUGGGUUUUAAGUUCAGAUGUGAACAUUUUUUUAGUGCUUCAUUCUCUUUCACUUACUGAACAUGUGAUAGGACUAGUGAUGUGCAGAAGCACAGACAUUCAUGUUUUCUAUCAUGUAAAGCUCUGUGCUUAAGCUGUAUAUUAGCAGUAAAGGUGUUAAAGAGAUCAGAGGAUGGUUUGAAAGUGUAUUGAGGACUAGACUAGAUUUGCAUAAAGGGUAGAACAGAAGAGCGGCAUACACCUGCAGAUGUUCUGCAUGCCUGAUGGUCCAGAUGAGCAUGCCUGAAGGUUUCCUCAUUUAACUAAGUUCCUACUGGAGCCGUGUGUGCAGUGUGCAAAGGUAAAAAGUUAUUUCACAGUUGCCAUUAAAAGAGGCUGAUGGUGAAGUUCUGGUGAACUAGGCGAGGUACAGUUUAUGAUUAUCCCCCUCAUCCGCUUAGGUCAUUUGAACAUGUAUAAGUGCUAUAAGUAGGAGCUAAAUGUCAGGAGAAAAAAGGUUCUCUGAAGAAGAGAGUUUUCCUGUUAAAACAGUCUCAUUUGAGCUUCUCAUCUGUGCUCACCUUGAACGUACAAACCUCCGUGGACAGUCAGCAGGUGGGAAGAUGUGGCGUUUGCCCAUAUCACUUCCAUUUUGUAUACCCUCUGAGUUUGUGUAGGCUGUAUUCCAGUUGGCUUUUUAGUAAUAGAAAUCCCUCAUAUGAUGUAUCAGAUACAAUUGAGGUUCUAAUCUAGUCUGUUAAUUUAUCUAAAGUUGGAUUUUUUUAAAAGAAAAAUAAGUAAUAAAAAAUGAAAUGUA